This is a messenger RNA of Pyrus x bretschneideri (Chinese white pear), 995 nucleotides long. RefSeq lists its product as uncharacterized. The record is from RefSeq and is a predicted model, not a curated record. The annotation marks the transcript as partial. The transcript is spliced from 2 exons. Lineage: Eukaryota; Viridiplantae; Streptophyta; Magnoliopsida; Rosales; Rosaceae.
ACCCCUCACGUCCUCAAUAUAUACACCCAAAAAUCUUUCCGGAAAGUCCAACCUGCAAAGGAUACUCAAGAACCCGAAAAGCACAGAACUUUGUCAAAACCCAUACACACUCUCUAUAGCACCCGACCCGAAUAUGGCACAGAACCGAUACCCCAUCUGGGUCUGAUCCCGAUCCUCCUCUUCUCUCUCUCCGUCCUCCCAAGUCUCUCUCUUUCUCUCUCUAACUCCCCACCCACAGUCUUCGACAUUUUACCCGAAUACGGCCUCCCCCGCGGCCUCUUACCGUCGUCGGUCUCCAACUACACGCUCUCCGACGACGGCCGAUUCGUCGUCGUUUUGCCCAAGACCUGCUACAUUCAGUUCGAUUACUUGGUCUACUACGAAAAGACCAUAACGGGCAAGCUCACAUACGGGGCGAUCACGGACUUGAAGGGGAUUCAGGUCCAGAGGUUCUUGUUCUGGUUCGACGUCGACGAGAUCAGGGUCGAUUUGCCGCCCUCGGAUAGCAUUUACUUCACUGUUGGGAUCAUCAACAAGAAGCUCGACGUCGAUCAGUUUGAAAAUGUCCGGUCUUGCCGUGACGGGUUAUCGGGUUCUUGCGUCGGGUUGUUCAAACGGGGCAUUCAGCUUCCAACCCCAGUGGAAGAAAUUGAGAUGCUAAUUACCGAAUAGACACCACCAAGUGGUUAUGCUGUACGAUGUAGUGGCUGAGCAAAGGGGCUCUCCAAGAAGUAGUUCACACUUCCAGACUCACAAAGCCUGUCGAGUUUGGUUUUAGAAGAAAUCAGUGUUAUGUACUCCAUAAGGGAAUUUACUAGUGUUACUCGUUCGAACUGCGUAGUUUGUAUCUGCAGACUGCAUUAUCGUCAAAUAUCGUGUAUGACGUAAUCAAAUCUUGUAUAUAUUAAGCUGGAUGUUAAAACUCAAGACUGUUACUUCUACCCGUUAAUAUCAAGGGUGAAAGUUGAAAUGGAUAUGUGUGCAUCUUGGUGAUA